Molecule: messenger RNA, 3014 nt
Organism: Penaeus vannamei (Pacific white shrimp)
Lineage: Eukaryota; Metazoa; Arthropoda; Malacostraca; Decapoda; Penaeidae
Gene: Catsup
Product: Catecholamines up
Biological process (GO): intracellular zinc ion homeostasis; zinc ion transmembrane transport
Cellular component (GO): membrane
Molecular function (GO): zinc ion transmembrane transporter activity
Source: RefSeq, a predicted model, not a curated record
UAUCCCCGGCCCUCUCCCAGUCCCGUCCCACCGCCCAGGCCCCCGGCCUUCUCCCAGUCCCGUCCCACCGUCCAGGCCCCCGGUCCUCUCGCAGCCUCCUGACAGACCAGCGACCCGGUAACGUCCAGCAGGCAGCCUGCACCAAAACUCUGUCCUCUGUUUGUGUCGUCUGCCGCCAUGGGCACCGUCAGGCAUUUCAUCGUCAGUGUGGCGAUUCCUCUCACGUUAGUUAUCUGUAUUUUAUUCUCACUCCCUCUGGUGUGUGGCCAUGGACAUAGUCAUGAUCAUGAGGAGCCUCCAGCUUACAAGUGGAGUCGCCAGGCAAAUGAGGCUUAUAAUGAGCCAGCUGCCCACGAUCAUGGGCACGGCCAUGGGCAUGCACACCAUCAUGGCCAUGGACACGGGCAUGCACAUGACCAUGGGCAUGGACAUGCACAUGAUCAUGGGCACGGGCACGCACAUGAUCAUGGGCACGGGCACGCACAUGAACAUGAACCCCCAGCCCAUAAAUGGAGCAAGGAAGCUAAUGAAGCACACGCAGAGGCCCACAAGGAAGCCCACACGAAACCCCCACCAGCCAAGUCGGGGAACAUCUGGCUUGAGGCAAUUGGAGCCACGAUUCUUAUCAGCAUUGCCCCGUACCUCAUCCUGUUCUUCAUUCCCGUCAACAACACUAAGGAGCAUGAGCCUUACCUAAAGAUCCUCUUGGCGUUUGCGUCAGGUGGCCUCCUGGGGGACGCAUUCCUACAUCUCAUUCCCCAUGCUCUGAUGGCCCAAGCUGGAGUGGGAGGCAGCGACAGUCACUCCCACUCCCAUUCCCACUCCCACUCCCAUGGAGGGAAUGGCGAAGGGGGUCAUGGGCAUGACAUGAGUAUUGGACUUGCAGUUCUUGGAGGGAUUAUUGCCUUCCUUAUGGUGGAAAAAUUUGUCCGCAUCUUUAAGGGUAGCCACUCCCACUCUCACUCCCAUGCCCCCCCUAGGAAGGACAGCAGUGACAGAAAGAGUGAGGGAGAGAAUACAGAUAGUGACAAGAAAGGAGAAAAAAAGAAGGAUGGAGACAAAGCAGGAAAGAAAGGAGAUAAGAAGAAAGCAGAUAAAAAUAAAAAAGAAAAUCAAGGAGACAUCAAAGUAGCCGGGUAUUUGAACUUGGCAGCAGAUUUCACUCACAAUCUGACUGACGGCCUUGCCAUUGGGGCAUCCUUCCUGGCAGGCAAAAGUGUCGGCAUUGUCACCACCAUUACAAUUUUCCUUCAUGAAAUCCCACAUGAAAUUGGUGAUUUUGCUAUUCUUUUACAGUCUGGCUGCAGUAGGAGGAAGGCAAUGAAGCUGCAGCUAGUGACUGCUCUGGGUGCUUUAACAGGUACCUGCAUUUCUCUUCUUGCUGAAGGAGCAGAUGAGUCAGCCAUUGCCUGGAUACUUCCCUUCACUGCUGGGGGUUUCAUCUACAUUGCCACUGUGUCUGUGAUUCCAGAGCUGCUAGAAAACACCCAGUUCUGGCAAUCUAUAUUUGAGGUUAUUGCUCUCUUGAGUGGUGUUAGCCUCAUGGUGGUGAUUGCCCAACUAGAGGAAGUGGGCCAUGAACACUGAUGUUUUAUCUGGAAGUGUUAAAAUUUUUAUAAAUUUGUUUUCCCUCAUUUAGAAAGGGUCAGUUUAGUUUAUUUAUUAGUGUUGUGUUUUAACUUGGUUUCAUUGUUUUUGCUUCUUUUUUUAUAUGUGUAAUUUUACCAUGGAGAAUGGAAAGUGACGAAUGGAUAUUAGCUCAGCUCUACUACCACAGAGUAAAUAUAGAUGUAUACAUAUUGUGUGGUUCAUAGAAUGUUUUUUAUAUAUUUAUCUUUGACUAUUUAGAUAUUUGUUUUCCAUUUCCCUGCCCCUUUUUUUUGUUUUGCUUUGCAGUUGUAGUAACCUUUGUUUGUGCAUUUAGUUGUUCAUAUAUUAGUUUCAUAUUUAUGAAGUGGUGCUUAGGUCAAGAGUCAAAAGAAAGAACUGCUGUUAUAUUUUUCUCAGUGUGUUUAUUUAAAUAUUUUUGUAUAUGCACAUUCUAAUAUGAAUUUUACUGAACUUUCCAAUUUACACAAACGUUGCUGAGUGUCAUAAUUGUAAGUUUAUACAUAUUGUCAUCAUUAUUUUUGUUUUAAUCUGAUCUAGCAAAAGCAUUCCCUACUCCAUUUUCCUUCCAUAAACUCAGAUCUUCAUAACCUAUUUUUGUCUGUCAUUCUUCCAGACAAUUAGACUAGACCUUUUUAUACUUGGAACAAACCCGGGAUUGCAUGUAUGCAGUCAAAUCAUUAUUUUCAUAGAAAUAAAAUGCAAUAUUGAUCUACUUAUUUCUAUUGCUCUGCCAAUUUCAUGGUUUGUACAGUUGUAUGUAUUGCAGACCUAUAGUUGUGUGAAGAUACACAAGCACAAUUUUACAGGUAUACUUCCAGACACUUUGAACAUUUUCUUUACAAACAUCUAUAGAAACAGAGAUUUUCAUAAGCAUAUUAUCAUAUAUAUAUAUAUAUUGUUUUCUUAUCUUUUUCACAAGCACACAGGCACAUGCACUUUCUUUUACACACUGUGUCAUCAAAAACACACAGAUAUAAUUAACUUAAUUUUUCAGUGUAAUCUGCAAAAGUGAUCAAAUGAACAAUUGUCAUUAUGAAUGGUUGCUUAGUAGUAAAGAGCAUUAGAAUUCUACAUGAUGCUGGGAUGUUGGGCGCUGGCAGGCAUAGUUUAGUUUUUUACUAGUAAAGUUAAGGUAGGGAUGUGUUAGGUGGUUAUGAUUAAUAAGAAAUAUAUUUUUGUCUGAUCUGGAUGGACUGUGUGUGUCAUAAAUAAAUGCCCUAUCUUCAUUUGAUGUUUUGUUGCUCUUCAUUUUGUCAUUAUAUUUUUAAUCUGUUUUUAAGAGCAAUGUGUUUUUGUAUUUUGCAAGUUACUGAGUUGCAAAGAUUUAAUUUAGUACAUGUGAAUGAAAUGUAAAAUUAGCUGUAUUUCUUAUGCAUAUGCACACUAAUUAAAAGAGAAUUUGA